Messenger RNA from Trichoderma reesei QM6a, 2514 nucleotides. Its product is annotated as sulfate permease. The transcript has 2 exons. Gene Ontology annotation, biological process: transmembrane transport. Gene Ontology annotation, cellular component: membrane. The coding region runs from base 1 to 2514 and encodes 837 amino acids. The record is from RefSeq and is a predicted model, not a curated record. Gene Ontology annotation, molecular function: secondary active sulfate transmembrane transporter activity. NCBI's taxonomy places the organism in Eukaryota, Fungi, Ascomycota, Sordariomycetes, Hypocreales, Hypocreaceae.
AUGAGUGGCACAUCCAGCGGAACGUCGACUACUGUUGGGUAUACACUGGCCAGUGUUUUGGGUAACAAAUUCCAGGAUGGAGAUGAAGACGCUCGCCAGCACGAAGAACCGUUCACUGGGAGCCAAUCCGCCUGCUCCCACAUCACCAGCCACAAUUCUCUCGAUAGGCUACCAACUGCUCCGGAAUGGCUUCAAGAUCAGCUACCUUCGCAGGUCGAGGCCGUAGACUAUCUCAAAUCGCUAUUCCCCUGUAUAUCAUGGCUCCCUCAUUACAACUUCCAGUGGCUAGCUGGUGAUGUUGUGGCUGGUGUCACUGCCGGGGCCGUCCUAGUACCCCAAGGGAUGGCUUAUGCCUUGCUGGCAAACCUUCCACCUCAAUACGGCUUGUACUCAUCCUUUGUGGGACCCCUCACUUAUUGGAUAUUCGGCACAUCUAAAGACAUUUCCCUCGGCCCAGUAGCCGUCCUGUCGACUGUUGUGGGAACUGUAGUAGCUGAUAUGGGUGUAUCCAAUGGCGACAUUCCACCCAACGUGGUUGCUACGGGGUUUGCAGUUAUUGCCGGCAGCCUCGUUCUCGUUAUUGGUAUUUUGCGGCUGGGCUGGUUGGUCGAUCUGAUUUCCAUCACCUCGUUGUCUGCUUUCAUGACGGGAUCCGCCAUCACUAUUGGCGCCAGCCAGCUCCCGUCCCUGUUGGGCAUCACGAGCUUUUCCAACAGAGAGGCAGCAUACAGAGUCACUGUCAACACAUUGAGGCACUUACGCGAAGCCAAGCUUGACGCCAUUGUUGGUCUGACGGCUCUCUCCUUUCUUUAUCUCAUACGAUACACUUUGACCAAAGCUGCCGCGAGAUGGCCGAGCCAUAAGCGUGUCAUCUUCUUCCUAAAUACUAUGCGGACAGUGUUUGUCAUUAUUAUCUUCACCAUGGUGAGUUGGGUGAUCAACAAGGAUCGAACGGAGCAGCCGGCCAUUCGUGUUCUGGGUGUCGUCCCAAGAGGCUUCGAGUGCAUCGGCGUUCCGAAAAUACCCUCGUCUAUUUUCUCAAGACUCUGUUCCCACCUUCCGGCUGCUGUCAUUGUCAUGAUUGUUGAGCAUAUUGCCAUCUCCAAGUCUUUCGGCCGGGUGAACAACUACACCGUGGAUCCAUCCCAGGAAAUGGUUGCUAUAGGCAUGGCCAACCUGCUGGGCACAUUCUUCGGCGCCUAUUCCUCUACCGGAUCAUUCAGCCGAACAGCCAUUCAAUCCAAAGCGGGCGUCAGGACUCCUGCCUCGGGACUCGUUAGUGCAACGGUCGUGCUUCUGGCCACCUACUUUUUGACAGCCGUCUUCUUCUACAUCCCCAACGCAGUUCUCGCCGCGGUCAUCAUUCACGCCGUUGGUGACUUGAUCACGCCGCCAAGCACCAUUCGCCAGUUUUGGAGAGUCUCCCCCCUUGAAGUCUUCAUCUUUUUUAUAGGCGUAUUCCUCAGCAUCUUUUCGCAAAUCGAGGACGGUCUGUAUGCGACCGUUGGCAUAUCGGCUCUUGUCCUCUUAUAUCGCAUCUUGAAGUCGCGUGGACGGUUCUUGGGCCAGGUCAAGGUCCACUCUGUCCUUGGGGAUCACGUCCUCGGUGACAACCACCGACAACUAGUGGGACGGUAUGGCACGUUUGAAGAAACGGCCGAGAUUGCUGCCAGGAAUAUAUUCCUACCACUUGACCAUGACGAUGGCUCAAACCCAGAGGUGGAGCUGGGCAACCCUUACCCCGGUAUCUUCAUCUACCGUUUCUCGGAGGGCUUGAACUAUCCAAGUGCCAACUUUGCCCUGGAGUACUUGACCAGCUACAUCUAUUCGCACACAGGUCGAACAACCCCAGAGACGUUUGAACGCAAGGGCGACAGGCCAUGGAGUAGUCCAGGGCAACAAACAUCUGGCAAGUCAAGGGCGGAGUCGUGUCAUGAACCAAAGCCCACAUUGAAAGCCAUUAUUUUGGAUUUUAGCUCUGUGAACAACGCCGACAUCACCUCUGUCCAGCGCCUUAUCGAUGUGCGAAACGUGCUUGAUGUCUACGCAGCCCCCGACGUCGUGGACUGGCACUUUGCAUGCAUCAACAACCGAUGGACCAAGAGAGCGCUCGCUGCUGGCGGGUUUGGCACUCCCACGCCGCCCCGAGCCGGCGUUCCGCACAGAUGGAAGUCCAUCUUCAGCGUUGCAGAGAUUGGUGGGAAAGACUCCGCUGCGGCGGUUGCCGAAGCAAACACUAUGAAGCAGAAACCGUUGGUGAUGGAGUAUAGGCCAGGAGAUGAAGAAGCGGUACAGGCCGUCGCCACUGUCGAGAGCUGGGAGGAGGGGGAUGGAGCACCGAUGCCUGGCAGUCCGGCAGAAAAGCUGGGAGAGUCUCCUAAGCCUGCGCAUAGGCGGAAGGGGGCUGUUAUUAGCGGUCCAGCCUAUCCCCUAUUCCAUGUAGACCUGACAAGCGCAGUACAGAGCGCCAUAGCUAAUGUGGAAGCCAGACUGGAGGCGGAGAGCAGCUUGUGA